GUAAUAAAUUAAUCAUGCUGUGUUGACAAAGAAAGACAUUCAAUGGCUGAGGAUAGCUGUAAGCGCUGUUGACCUGCUACAGUGAAACUCUUCAUCUGCAGCAUGAAGGAGAGGCCGUCUGCUCUUCCCCUCGACUGCCUGGACCACAUCCUGAAACGCCUCAGUGCAACCCAGGUGGCUGCAUGCGCUGCGGUGUCUAGUGAUUGGCGUGCAUCUAUCCAGGCGUCCCCCGGCCUUUGGCAAACCCUGUACAAUGGAAGGUAUGGCGGAGGACCAGGUGGGACUCAGAAUCCACCGAGAAGAGGGAUGGCGGACCCACCCGACUGGAAGGCAUGCCUUGUUGACAAGGAGCAUCGGAAGAGCCUCCUGUUGGGAGACUACCAAUUGCGGACGCUUGAAGGCCACUCCAAAAGGGUUAACGCAUGCGCGAUUGACCUGGAUAUUGUGGCCAGCGCAUCUUCUGAUACAACGGUGCGCUUGUGGAGUCUUUCAAGCAGCCGCUGCCUGAGCACUCUCCAAGCGCCCAACCGCUCGCCAGUGGUUGACCUGCAAUUGGACCAGCACAAGGUGGCGGCUGCAGCGGGGGCCGACGUGGUCCUAUGGAAGCGGCUGUCGGAACCUGGACAGUGCCGCCUCCUCCGCAUUCUAGGGGGCCAUGGUCAGCGGGUGCGUGCGAUAAGCUUCGAUGACACCGACCUAGCCGCCGCCUGCCAGGACGGCACCCUCCGCCUGUACGACCUCUUCAGCGGGAGCAUCACCAGCAUUCUCAGGCCCCACUCAAGCGCAGCACUCACGACGGUGGCCCUGAACGUGGAAUACGACCUUCUUCUCACCGGAUCCUCGGACGGCAGCCUGUGCCUUUCGGCAGCCUCCUCGGGGGAGCGCAGCGCGAACCUGCUGCCACAGCAUCCCGCACAAGAGGUGACAUGUGCACAUCUCGACGCUCCCCGCUCCAUGGUGUUUGCUGCAACACCCCGAGGGCUAACGUGUUGGGACGUCAGGUACGCAAAACCCCUGUGGUCGCGAACAGAUGCCCGAGCCGUUUCCAGCGUGCACCGCCCCCAGUAUAGUUCCAGCUUGGUUGUGAGCGCCAAUCUAGCCGGGGAAAUCCAAAUACUUGAUGCGGGGAACGGUCGGACUUUACGGUCUUUAACGGGAAAAAGUAGUGCCCAGCUUGAGAAGGUAGGCGACACGUUGUCGACUCUGUCCAGCGAGGGGAAAGUAGACAGAGGAGAGAGAGGUUUGCGCGGUUCAGAAACUAGCUCGGCUUCUACGGCCCAGCUUUCAUUUCCACGGAAAAGGCCGAGGGAAGCUUGGGUCGAUGCGUCGCACAGCGGAGGAGACGAAGCGAAGAAAGGGCUUGGAGACGGAGCAGGGGUUGGCCGUACUGCUCCGCUAUUGUGUGUGCGAGCUGGGAUGACAAAGAUUGUGGGUGCGCAUACGGAUCACACACUUACUGCUUACGACUUCAAUCACGGCCAGGGCUAGUAGCCCCAUGUUAGUUGUGCUUCGAAUAUCAUUUGGGCGGAUUGUAGAUUUUAUGAGAGAUUUCAUCGUCAUAUUCUUUGCAGGGGAUGCACCACGCAGACCUAGUGAGGGGAGUACGAAUAACAGUUUUACUACACG
Messenger RNA from Klebsormidium nitens, 1626 nucleotides. NCBI's taxonomy places the organism in Eukaryota, Viridiplantae, Streptophyta, Klebsormidiophyceae, Klebsormidiales, Klebsormidiaceae. The record is from the annotation of a GenBank genome assembly.